Molecule: messenger RNA, 675 nt
Organism: Pelobates fuscus (common spadefoot toad)
Lineage: Eukaryota; Metazoa; Chordata; Amphibia; Anura; Pelobatidae
Gene: IMMP1L
Product: inner mitochondrial membrane peptidase subunit 1
Exons: 6
Coding region: 88-588 (166 amino acids)
Cellular component (GO): membrane; mitochondrial inner membrane peptidase complex
Molecular function (GO): serine-type endopeptidase activity
Source: RefSeq, a predicted model, not a curated record
CUGCCAGGGGAUUACAUGUCAGUUGGCAACAGCGUGUCCGUCCAGAUAGCCGGGGCACAGUGUGCAGUAUCUUCAUAAACCACGGCCAUGCUUAGAAAAGUGGUUGGAAAAACCAUUGGUUUCUUCGGAUAUGCGAUUCAAUAUGGCUGCAUAGCGCAUUGUACAUUCGAAUACAUCGGAGAAAUAGUCAUCUGUUCUGGACCCUCUAUGGAACCAACCAUAAGGAAUUAUGAUGUUUUACUUUGUGACAAUUUGAGUCGACACCUUUAUUCAAUACAUAAGGGAGAUAUCAUAAUUGCAAAAAGCCCAAACAGGCCAGAAAUCAACAUCUGUAAAAGGGUAAUUGGAUUGGAAGGUGACAAAAUAUGUACCAGCAGCCCAUCAGACCUCAUCAAGAGACACAGUUAUGUUCCCAAAGGCCAUGUUUGGUUAGAAGGUGACAACCUGCAGAACUCCUCUGAUUCCAGAACCUAUGGCCCAGUUCCUUAUGCCCUGAUACGGGGUCGGAUUUUUGUGCGGAUUUGGCCUUUCAGCUCUUUCGGUGUGUUGCAGGAUAGUCCGACUGGCCGCAUAUUGCAAGAUGAUUGACACUAUUUUCUAAUAAUAUUUUAAUGUCUUCUACGUAUUUAUAAAAUAAUUCUUAGGUUUACAAUAAAUUCUUUUUUCUUAUGAAAA